This is a messenger RNA of Paraglomus occultum, 456 nucleotides long. Lineage: Eukaryota; Fungi; Glomeromycota; Glomeromycetes; Paraglomerales; Paraglomeraceae. The record is from the annotation of a GenBank genome assembly.
AUGAUACCAGUUCCACCAGCCCCACCAAGAAAAAUUACGCGAUCACACGAGGGUGUACAGCUCAAACAAAAGCAAGACUUUGAGAGGCAAGGCAUUGGAUCAGGUGGAAAGAUUGUGGUUAUCCAUCGAUUAUGUCAAUUCGCGUACGAGCUCCUCAAAUACGCGCUCUCCCUCCACGCUACGAAACUCGUGGUUUUCUUUGACAAUUCAACGACCGACGAACGUAAGCUAUCCGAAAAUAUCAUUGCCAUCAACACCGUCUUCAUCUGCAAAAUGCAAGGAAAAGAGCCGCGCAACAUUGAAGAAAAGAAAAAAGAAACGACUGCUGAAGGGAUAGGAUUGGUGAAAUUGAUCUAUAACACCGCCAUUGAAUACCUGCAGGAAAGACGUUUCCUGAUGAAUGAGAUCACUGAGAAUCACGGUAAUAAUAUUUACAAAUGUACAAUUGUAGCUUGA